AUGGAUUCAUCGGGAAAUAAAGUUCACGAAUAUACGAAGAAAAUAUGGUACGCCCCAAAUAAAUUCGAGUCAUAUGGUGAUGAAGAAAUCAAAGCUGUCGAAGCCUGCUUACGCAAGGGUUGGCUUGCACCAGGUCCCAUUACUGAACAAUUUGAAUGCGAAAUAGCAAGUAUCUUUGGAAAAAAAUAUGCUGUAAUGGUUAAUUCAGGUUCAUCAGGUAAUAUAUUGGCAUUGCUCGUUGCAGGUUUGAAAGCAGGCGAUGAAGUUGUUACACCUGCAUGCACCUUUUCUACAACUGUUGCUCCCAUUGUUCAACUCGGCAUCGUACCCGUAUUCUGUGAUGUAGAAUUCGGUUCGUAUGUACCUUCUGUCACACAAAUUAUUGAAAAAGUUAGUCCACGUACAAAAGCUUUCUUUCUUCCGAACUUGAUCGGUAGCAAGCCUGACUGGCAAGGAUUAAAGGACCAAUUAUUUAUGUUAGGUCGUCGAGAUAUUUUGCUCAUCGAAGAUUCCUGCGAUACGAUCACGAACACUACAAUAACAGAUAUUGCUGUAACCUCAUUUUAUUCUAGUCAUAUCAUUACAGCAGGUGGUGGUGGUGGAAUGGUUAUGUGUAAUGAGAAGAGUCAACGUGAUCUUGCUUUACAAUAUCGUGAUUGGGGACGAAUGGGUACGAACACUGAAUCAUUUUCAGAACGUUUUGGACAUUUUGUUGACGACAUUGAAUACGACUUCAAAUUUUUGUAUCCUGUUCUCGGUUAUAAUUUGAAAUCGACUGAAAUGAAUGCUGCAUUUGGUCUAGAACAGUUAAAAAAGUUACCACUAUUUCUUGAAACACGUCGUCAAAAUAUAAAUCGUUUUGUGCAACAACUCAAAGAAUUAGAAGCUCAUGGCCUUAUACUCCCAAAAAAUCAUGACAAAGUAGAUUGGCUUGCAUUACCACUCAUGUUACCCAACCGCAAACAUCUUCUUUAUCUAACAGAAAGAGAAUUUUCUGAUGAUGAUUCAAAAACAAGUGCUGAUGAAAUUGCUGCAUCGCAGCAAUUAUUUGAAGUUUUAAAAUCAUUUAAAGAUAGCUCUUUGAAUCAACUCGAUGUGUACGAAACUCUCGACUUUAAUGAUGAAUAUGAUGAAUGUGAUGAAAUAACUGACGAAGAAGAAAGUACUGAUGAAGAAUGUGAAAGUAUCGAUGACAUGGAUGAUUUUGAUGAUGAUCAAGAAAUGCAUAUUUAUAAUCAAUUCACAUUAGAAGAAAUGGAAGAUAUAAUCGAAUGGGUUGAUCAACAUCCUAAUUAUAAGUUUACGACUAUUAAACAUAGAUUUCGAAAAGUCAAAUUUCCCAAUUAUAUAUCAAGAUUUCGAGCAUAUAUUAAAGAGAACGGUACAAGACUUGAAAAACUCGAUCGAAUCAAGCAAUUUAUGUGGGAUGAAUUUUAUAUCAAGAGAACUAUUGAAAAAGAAGCUGUUCAUGAUACUGAUUUAGAACUUUUUGCAAUUCAAAAGGCAAGGGAAUUAAAUUGGGAUAAUUUUAAAGUCAGUGAAUCUUUUAUUACAACGUUCAAGAAAGAAAAUAAAAUUUCAUCAAGAAGAUACAAUAAACUUAUUACUCGACUGUCUUCAAACAGAAAAGCUUGCAGUUUAGAAGGUAUGUGA
Rotaria sp. Silwood1 is the source of this 1653-nucleotide messenger RNA. NCBI's taxonomy places the organism in Eukaryota, Metazoa, Rotifera, Eurotatoria, Philodinida, Philodinidae. The record is from the annotation of a GenBank genome assembly.